This is a messenger RNA of Paramecium pentaurelia, 2985 nucleotides long. The record is from the annotation of a GenBank genome assembly. NCBI's taxonomy places the organism in Eukaryota, Ciliophora, Oligohymenophorea, Peniculida, Parameciidae.
AUGGAAUUGUUUCUAGGAUUAACAAGGUAACAAUUAAGUGAUGAUUGUUAUAUAGAAUUUCCAAAAGUUUGUAAUGAAAUAGGAACUAAGUGGCUAAUUGGAUAUAAUCAUAUAAUAACAAUUGAUGAGGAUUAUGAAAAAUAUAAGGAUGGCAUAAGAAAGGAAUAAGCAUAAGAUUUAUUAAUAUAAGAUAUUAAUACUUAUAAGAUUGUGCUUGAAUAUGAAUAUAAUGAAAAAUAUGGAGAAAAGACUUUUCAAUCAUUAAAUUUAGGUUGUUAAUAUCUACUUUUAUCAAUUUUCAUUAAUUCUGGAAGAGUUUUACAAUUUUCUAAAUUGAUUUACUAAUGCUAAUAGAACAAUUUUUAUGAAGCCUUGAAAUCUAAUGGGAGAAAUCAUAUUAAGAAUGAAAAUCAAAAUAUAAAAUUAAAUAUAAAAUGUUAAGAAGAAUAACAAUUUUUUAAAGAACAUUUUGAUGAAUAAGGAAUUCCAAAAUAAGAAGGAAUAUGGAAAAUUGAAAUACCUUAAACAAAUGAAGAAGAUUUAUAUUAUGCUAUAUAAAUACUUGAUGAUAGAUUUUACACCUUAGGUCUAUGCUCUAUAUUUGCUAUUAAUACUGAAUUAGAAUUUUGUAAUUACAAAAGUGUUUUAUGGUUGGAAUUUUUAAAAGAUUAAGAAGGAAAAAAGUAUAAUUUUGUAAGUUACAAUUAAGAAUAACAAAGAUGGUUUCCUGUAAAUGUGAUGGAUCAAGAAUAUUAAAUAAUUGGAUAUUCUCAUAUUUGUAAUCCUACAGAAGUAUUAGCAUAUUAGGAUGGUUUAACAGAUGGAUAAGUUAAUUAUUUGUUUUUAGCUGAUUAUGAUUAAAAUUGUUUAAAAUUAAGGAGAUUUUUAAAUUAAGAAUAUUAAAAUAAAGAUUUUGAUAAUCUUACUUCCUAAGUUUAAUUAUUAUUGAUAGAUUUAUCUUUUAGAAAUUGGCCAUUAAUAUACUAUAAACAAUCAAUUGAUUUAGCAUUAGAAAAUAAAAUAUAAGAAGCUAUUAAUUAGAGCUAUAUUUAUUAUAUACCUUCUGAAUCAGUUAAUUCUCAUUAUUUAAUUAGAAAAGAUGAAAUUUAUACAUUUCUUAAUUAAAUGUCAUCUACCUAUUAAUUGAAAACUGAAAAUAAUAAUAUGUUCUUAUAAAAUCCUAAUUUAAAUAACAUAGUUGGGGUUAAAAUAACUGAAGAUAAUUUUAGUUUUAUUCUUAAAGAAGAAGCUGAAACUAAAAUAUAGAUAGAAGAUUUAAUAACCUUAUUAAAAGUUUAUUAUGAUCCUAUAUAAUAAGUAGAUGAUAUUGCAUUUUCAUUAGAACCGGAAGAUAAUGAUGAAGAAAUGAUGAGACCAUUUCAAAAUAAAAUCUAUUCUCCUGAAUAUUUAGAUAGAACAAAUGUUGGAAUAGUCCUUUAUGAAGCAGAUUUUCUAUUAAAAUAAAUGAGUUUAGGAAUUGAAGUUUUAGAAAGAGAACCAUUAAUAACUAAACCUUUUGUAUAUGGAAAUCUGGAUAUAUAACCAUUAUAUAAGUUAGAUCCAGAAUAUUAUGCUAAAUUAUUUCUUAAAAUUGGAAAGUUAAAAUUAAAUAUAUUAGAAGAUAAACACAAUAAUGUUCAUAAGUUAGAAAUUGAGAAAAUAGAUAUUGCUGUUGAGGCAAGAAUUCUUAAUUAACAACUCAAUGAAGAAGUAAUCUAGGAUGAGAAUAAUGGAGCUUAGAGGUUUGCUAGUUAAUUUACCUAACUUUAUGAUUAAAUAAGUUAAAAGUAUCCUAUCUUUAUAAGAUUAAGAUAAAUUUUAAUGGCAAAUUAUUUAGCUAAGUAUAUGUAUGAAAAAGGGAUUCCAAUCAAUUAUGAAUUUAUUGAAAAUAUAUUUUAUUAGAAACUUAUUUCACAAGAAUAACUAUAUAGAAAAAGUCCAACAUUAAAGUUAUAUUAAGAAGAUGAAUAUCAUAUAAUUGAUUUAAGAGGAGGAAUAGAUGGAAAUAGCUCUUAAAUAGAUAAUAUUAUGAAGAAUGCUUUGAAUCAGUUGGAUGAAAAUCAAAAUUUGUAAGUUGUUGAAACAAAUUCAGAAAUUAUUGAUGCUAAGUUUUAGAGAUGUGAUAGUGUAUCAAGUAUAUCAACAUAAGCUUCAUUAGAAGUAAUAAAUGAGUUAAAAAAGAAAGAAAAAUGUAUAAAUUGUAAAAAAGAUUUAGAAUAAUGUGAAAUUGAUUAAAAUAAAAUUUGUAAAGCUUGUAAUAACUAAAAAUGUUCAAAAUGUUAUAAAAUCUCAAAUGAAAUUUUAUUAAAAAUUCAAAAUGAAAUAUGCUGUAAGGAAUGCUUUAAAUGUUAUCAAUGUAAUAAAUAAAACCCAAAUAAAAUUUAUGAUUAAAAGUAUUAUCAUCAAAAUUGUUUUGAAUAAGCAAAAAAAUAAUUUGAAUUAAAAAAACAAAUGAUCUCAUAUAUAAAGAAAACCUUUGGAACUAAAUAAAAAUAAGCAGAUAAUAAUGAUAAAUAAAGUUAUUUUUAAACUGAAUUAUAUCCUUUUAUUAAUAUAAGAGAUUAUUCAGGAUAUAUUAUUGGUUAUAAUCAUCCAAUUAUUAAAAGUUAAGCUUAAGUUAAUCUAAAAUAAUACAAAUUACCAUAUAAAAAAGCUGAAGAGUUUUUAAUAAAAGACUUAGAAGAAUUUGAAAAUUAAUUAAAUUAAUUUUAUAAAGUACAUAACUAUACUAGGGAUAGUAACUUUAAAAUGUUAAUGCUGUUUAUUCUAUUUAUUUUAAAAAAUUUUGAUUAAGUUCUUAAUUUAGCAAAUAAAAGUAAUUACAGAGAUCUAUUUGUUGAAAUUCCAAAAUUAUAGAUUACAAAUACUAAGGGUGUUCAUGUAUUAAGGGGUAAAAUUGAAAAGGCUUUAGAUUUCUUUAAAUAACAUUUUGAUUAAAAUGGAAAUGCUAUUUAAAAUUAAGAACAAAAAAUUAAAAAUACAUGA